AUGAAAAAGGUUGCCUAUGUGCGACAAGCUGAUCCCAAGCUUGUGGCCAUGGCGGCUGAGAGAGUCAACCGCGAAAUCCUACACAACGGUAGACACUUGACCGAUCGAGGGUUGUACCUGGCGCUUGCAAUGCGAAUGAAUUCGCUUUAUACGCGUGAGCUGGGGCUCCGUCAGUGGAAGCAGGCAUACGGAGCAGUUCACACGGCUAAGACACAUGGCCAUGAGGUCUUAAACAAAUCUGCAUUGCCAAAGCUGGGAGAAGAUGGCGAGCAACUGCUGGCUUUGCUUCUCGAUGACUGCCAAGGCAAGUUUCGAGAGGCGUGGCUGGUAAUGAACCGCUCUAACAGGGCCAGGGCCUGGCAACGCCUGGCCAUUUGGCUGCUGCAAAAUAACCCUGCAAUGGCCUUGGAGUUUUUACUCGUCACAACCGAGCCUCGAGAUAAACCGGACUUUACUAUGGUUGUCGAUUGCUUGGCCUACUUGGAAAAAUUCCAUUACGAUGAGCUCCGGGAUUGGACGAAGGGUGCCCAUACAUUUGAGUCGGUUGUUGAAACUUCCCUCGAUCCGAGGGACUGGCCAAUUAUCUCCCCGCCACAAAGGGGUAUACGGUUCUAUAUUCGCCGAGCAGGGUUCUUGGGUGUCUACGAGAGUUUCCGUUUAAUGAACGAGCGAGGCAUCACGAUGCAAGCGCAAACAGCACUUUGCUACAUGUACCGAUUCACAGAGCUGAAGGACGUGGAAUAUGCCCUCAGAGCCCUCGAAUUCAUUCCCAAAAUCAAUGAUCCUGAAUUUUCCAUGGACUCUGAAGGAGUCCUGCGACACUGUUGCAAGCUUCUGACCCUGGACACUGUUGAGGAUAACGCCGGAGGACGCAACUUCCGGAUCCUCCCACGGCUUCUCAAAAUGGGUGUCCAGCCAGACCGAGACAUGAUGAAUCUCGUGCUUGCCAAUGCUUACAAAACCGGUGACCCUCAAUUGGGGUCGGACAUGCUUCAGUUCAUGAAGAAUCACCACCAUGAAUUUGAUUCUUAUACAUACUUGACUCUCCUCACCGAUGCAGUAUCUCGAGGCGACCGGGGCCGUGUGGACGAGCUGGUGCGGGAAGUCGAGAUGCAAGAGGAACUACGAAACAACCCAUACAUUUUCAGCAAAAUCUUCCACGCCCAUUUCACAUUUACCGCCAAGCAUAUUGACCCCGAGAGCGAUCCCUCGGGAGUGUUUUACUCUAUGCUCGACAUGUACAACAAAAUCCACGACAUCACACCGCUUAAAGAACUCCUUCUACUCCCUCCCCAAUAUACACCGCCGCCAACUCAAGGACUUGAAGUCAAAACCCCACCUUCCCCCGUAUCCUUGUACCUCAUGAUCGCGACAUUUUUCCGUUGCAGGAAUCGGAUAUCGCAAGUACAUCACAUGUACGACAGAUUCCGCGAGCUCGUGCAGCAGGGUCACCCAUCCAUCGCUCCUCUGGUUGAAACUGACCACGUCUAUAAUGAAUUCCUUAUUGCCUUCCGCAAGAGCAGCCGUGGACUACGGUCAAGCAUACGUCUCGUCGAAGACAUGCUUGACGCAUCUGCCAUGCCGAAAGAGACUACUACUGGCAAGCCUCUCAAGCACAUUAUGCCCACGCCCCGCACUUGGACCAUUCUCCUCAGCGCCUUUAAUUACAGUCGCCAGCCCGAUGCAGCCGAGAAAGUCAAGGAGAUGAUGGCCAAGCACGACGUGAAGUACAAUCAGGUGACUUGGAACACCAUCAUCAACGGAUUCGCGAAUGCACAGGACAUCCCUGAGACUGCUAGUGCAAUCACGAAGAUGGAAAAGGAAGGCUUUGCCAUUGACCAUUACACGAUGAAGAGUCUACGUUAUCUCCGUGACCCUGAACGCCUCUGGGUGGCGAUCGAGGAGAUGGAUGAGGGCCGUGACUCGGAUGGAACCCAUAAGCUUCUCACUCUUGAGCCCGCAUCUGAUGUGCACAGUGAUCAGAUAAAGCACGAUGAGCUCAUUGACAAUGGCUUAGAGAAGUUAGAGUCAAAGUUGAAGCCUAAGAUGUAA
Messenger RNA from Penicillium hordei, 2052 nucleotides. Its product is annotated as pentatricopeptide repeat protein. Gene Ontology annotation, molecular function: protein binding. The record is from RefSeq and is a predicted model, not a curated record. The transcript has a single exon. NCBI's taxonomy places the organism in Eukaryota, Fungi, Ascomycota, Eurotiomycetes, Eurotiales, Aspergillaceae. Bases 1 to 2052 code for a protein of 683 amino acids.